Messenger RNA from Homarus americanus (American lobster), 2265 nucleotides. Its product is annotated as gastric triacylglycerol lipase-like. The record is from RefSeq and is a predicted model, not a curated record. The transcript has 10 exons. Gene Ontology annotation, biological process: lipid metabolic process. NCBI's taxonomy places the organism in Eukaryota, Metazoa, Arthropoda, Malacostraca, Decapoda, Nephropidae. The coding region runs from base 457 to 1887 and encodes 476 amino acids. Gene Ontology annotation, molecular function: hydrolase activity, acting on ester bonds.
GCGGCGCCACAUAAAAUCACUGCCGUGCCACGUGCUGUGAGCAGCUCAGUGAUUCAUUGAACCUAUGACAUGCAGUCAGGCCUGGGUGACUGGGCCCAGCAGCAAGACAUAAGACGCUCUAAUAGGAGAACCACCUGAAAAUAUACAUCAAAACGGGACCGAUAAUCCAAAGGGAACGGUCAAAUACAUCCAGUAACGUCGAUAAAAUGUGAAAACGAAGAAUAAAGCCACAGAAGUAACAAAAAGGCAGUGAGAACGAGGAAAGAAGUUAGUCAGAAGAAGAAAACCAAUACGACACAAGAAAAAUAAUUGACGCCAACGGGAAAUAUACUGAGUAAAAGCAGGCGUGUGUGUCUGGGAAUCGCGCUCCAAUCGAUCCCCACGGCAGCAGACAUCUGGGUGAGUGAACCACUGUACGCGGCGGAAAAGGUGAGACGUUGAGUGACAGCCGAAGCAAUGACUCGGGCGACUGUAGUGACGCUACUGGUGACGGUGGUGGUGCUGUCGGCGACGGGGGUGACGGCCUUGCCCUUCCGCGCCCCUCGACAGACCCUGCUGAGCGAUAUUAUUAACACACUGCUCAGCACCAGCACGUCCAGCACCAACAUGCAGGAUACGGGAGCUCUGGGGAAGAAGGCUGGAUACCAUGUGGAAGAUCACACUGUAGUGACUGAGGACGGCUACAUUCUUACUAUACAUCACUUGUCUCCCUAUGCCAACCCUGCCAGAUGCUCCAUCACCAUCAGGAAAAAUAAGAGAGAUCCAUACAUCAAUGUUACCUUCAGUGCUUCAGUAAAUCAACAAGGCAAUGCCUUUGGCCCCGAAGUUCCAGGCAAGGUGGAGAACAAAUGGAGGUCGGAAGACAAUGGAGAAAUACAUACUCAGGACACUUCUCUCAUUAGAAAUAAAGUGGUGUUCCUCCAACAUGGGCUAAUGGGUUCCUCUGACAACUGGAACACCAAUACAGAAGAAGACUCUUUAGCCUAUCUACUGUCAGAUGCUGGGUAUGAUGUGUGGAUGGGCAAUUUUCGUGGUAACAUUUAUUCUCGAAAACACAUGAACUUCACUCACAAUGACCCUCAUUUUUGGAGAUUUAGCUAUGAUGAGAUGGCACACUAUGACCUUCCUGCUAUGCUGGACUAUGUUAUACUCCAGACAGGAGUGGAAAAGCUCCACUAUCUGGGACACUCUAUGGGUACGACAGUUUUCUUUGCCCUCAUGAGUUCCCAACCAGAGUAUCAACAAAAGAUUGCGUCAAUGAUAGCUCUGGCCCCUGUUGCUACAGUCACCAGCAUCAGCUCCCCCAUCAAAUACCUGGCACCACUUGUCAAUGAGUUGCAAUUUGUGUUACGGCUGUUUGGAAAUGACCAGGAUUUGAUGACAAACAGACUUCUAAUCUCCUUGUGGGACCCUUAUCGCGUAUGUAGGAGCCACACCUUUUGUGAGAAUCUACAAUUUAUUAUAACAGGCUUUGACCCUUCCAGGGCUGACCAGGGAAUGGUCCCAAUCAUCCUCUCCCACAACCCAGCAGGAGCAUCUACACAAACACUCUUCCAUUUUGCCCAGGGCUUUAACUCAGGACGUUUCCAGAAUUUUGACUGGGGCAAGAAGAAGAAUCUACUGCACUAUGGUCAGAUUGAGCCUCCAGAAUAUGAUGUUACAAAGAUCAAGGUUCCCAUCACAAUGUUUUGGGCAAAUAAUGAUUGGCUGGCAGGCGAGAAGGAUGUUCAUCACUUAGAGAAGCAGUUGCCACACCUUCAAGCAUGCUACAAAGUCCCUAAUCCUAUGUUCAGCCACUUAGACUUCCUCUGGGCCACUGAUGCUCGAUCUCUCGUCUAUGAAAAAGUUUUUGAGGUUCUUGAUAUAGCUGUCAAAAAAUACCAGUAAAAGAAGACAAAACAGUGCAAAAGGAAGAUAAUUGUGGUUGUUUCAUCACCAGUACAGUACGUAUUGCAAAAAUACAUGACAUUAAUUUUAUUGUAAAAUAUUAUGGGUAGAUUUUCUGUUACUUUAUGAAUAUGAAAAUAUUCUUCUUUUUUUCAAAAAACUAGUGGAUUAUUCUAAUUUAUGUAAAGAGUGAGCCAUAUCUUAUACAGACAGGAAUUGAGUAAUAAUGUAUUACAUAAUUUAUUUUUCUAUGUUUUAUACUGGGUAAGUAUUUUAACCUUAGAAAUGCAGAUGCAUCCACAUGCACAUAUAAGCACGCACACACACACACACACACACACACACACACACACACACACACACACACACACACACACA